Hydractinia symbiolongicarpus is the source of this 1030-nucleotide messenger RNA. RefSeq names its product bcl-2-related ovarian killer protein-like. NCBI's taxonomy places the organism in Eukaryota, Metazoa, Cnidaria, Hydrozoa, Anthoathecata, Hydractiniidae. The record is from RefSeq and is a predicted model, not a curated record. Gene Ontology annotation, biological process: extrinsic apoptotic signaling pathway in absence of ligand; regulation of apoptotic process; intrinsic apoptotic signaling pathway in response to DNA damage. Gene Ontology annotation, molecular function: protein heterodimerization activity; protein homodimerization activity. Bases 130 to 945 code for a protein of 271 amino acids. Gene Ontology annotation, cellular component: mitochondrial outer membrane. The transcript has 2 exons.
UAUAAGCUCCUAAUCCGCAUACAACACGAGAAAAUUUAGUUUUACAUGCAGGAAGCUGGCUGGAUACAUUUUCCGCAAGUGAUAAACGAUUUAUUUAUAAGUAUGUGCGUAAUUUUGAUACUAUAAAUAAUGAAUGAGAGUCUUAAAGACUGGGGAGUUUUAGCUUAUCAUUAUACACUGGUACGUUUAAAAGGUGCAAUGAAUUCUUCGUGUAAGAAAGAUCAAAAUGUAACAAGAGAUAGUGUUAUACAGGAUGCAAAAACGUUAUGUUCUGAGUACAUUGACGAUCGCCUUAUCAGGUCAGGACUAAAUUUAAAGCAAAGGAAAAUAACUCCCGCUUCAUCAUUAACGAGAGACGAGGACAUGGUAAGUCGUAGUAUAAAUUUAUCAACGAAGUCCUCCGAAAGACAGGUAUCUUCAGAAGCUAUUCAAAUGUUGACUGAAAAACGUUUCGCUUCCGGAGGAUGCGCUUUAACAAUUGAUGAUUUAUCAAAAGUUCUUCUUUACAUUGGCGAAGUAUUGGAGUUUCGACAUGCCAGUGUGUAUACAGAUGUUCUACAACAAUUAAAUAUUCGAUCUCUUGGAGAAGUAAAUUUACGUCGGGUUUAUAUGAAUGUCGGAAAAGAAAUUUUUGCGAAAGGAGUAGAUUGGGCUAAAGUGGUCUCCUUAUUUGCAUUUGCUGGUGCAUUGGCUGUAGAUUGUGUUUUAUGUGGCUCUUCUGUUUACAUUCCGCGAAUUAAAAACUGGUCUGUGGAAUAUGUGGAAAACGAAUUAACAGACUGGAUAGUGGAACAGGGAGGUUGGAUUGGACUGUUUGAUUACUUCACAGCACAGCAGAAAACAUCCAGAACAUCGAGUUACUUAAUCUGGACAUCGUCAGCCAUCGUGUUACUCGUUAGUGUCGUCUUGGCUGCUACGCUAGCUAUCAAUUUUAGAACGCCGUAAAUACACGUUGUUUUUUUUAUAAGAAAACUGUUUGUUUUUUAACCUAGCCUUAUUUUCCUAGAAAAUGCCUAAAUAUAGGCUAAAA